Molecule: messenger RNA, 606 nt
Organism: Suillus fuscotomentosus
Lineage: Eukaryota; Fungi; Basidiomycota; Agaricomycetes; Boletales; Suillaceae
Exons: 2
Coding region: 94-423 (109 amino acids)
Source: RefSeq, a predicted model, not a curated record
AAGUCUGCCUUUAGUUACACUUCAAUCUUCACGGCCACGACGGAUCAAUCGUAUCUCACGACUCAACCUUCACGUCGUUCACGACAUUCCUUCAUGCGCCUGUCGUCUUUGUUGUGCUGUGUCUCUAACACGCCCGCUCGCAGCGACGAAGUAGAUGAGACAAACAAGGUGGCGCCCAAGGAAUCUCAAGAAGUCCCCACCGAACCGUACACCCCUCAGCGGGCGCAAGUUCUGUUUAACUCAUUUGCCGAUGAAGACGAUAGCGAUGUGAUUGGACCAGGGGGACUGGAAAAAUUAUGUACGGAGGCUGACAUACCGCUUGAUGGUGCACAGCCCCUUAUCCUUGCGUGGCAGCUAAAGGGUAGCGAAAUGGCCAAGUUCACGAGGGUAGAAUGGUCGCAUGGAAUGGGCUUACUUGAGUGAGUUGUCUUUAUCGUUUAUUUGUGCUUUGCAAUUUCAUAAAUGAGUCCGCCAGAAUCUCCUCAUUACCAGUUCUAGCUCAAGCCUUGCGAGAGCUUGAAGACCUUCUUAUUCGUGAUAAGGAGGCGCUUACUCGCUCGGCUUCUGCCUCCAGUCAAGCGAAGAAGCGUGGCGGUGCGAGCACAA